Messenger RNA from Moneuplotes crassus, 3049 nucleotides. The record is from the annotation of a GenBank genome assembly. Lineage: Eukaryota; Ciliophora; Spirotrichea; Euplotida; Euplotidae.
AUUAUAUGAAAGUUCAUAAGCUGUCAACCUUUGCCAAGCCAUUAAGAAUGGGAACCAUAGAGAUGACUGGGUCUCUCUCCAAUAUCUUUGAGAGCAUCAAAAACAAAGCCAAAUAAGAUAAUUGAAGACCAAAGUAGUGACCCAAAAGAAUGUCCAAGCUCUAGUUCAAGAACAUUGCGUGGGAAGAAGCACCCUGCGAUAGAAAUGCUGACCAGGCGCAAGAAAGAGGCCACCCAGUACUACACAAUGAGGCUCAUCAUUGAUAAUAUUUACUUUAAUAAGUGCUAUGCACCGACUAAUGAUUACAUAAAGCAUAUCCUUCAGAAAGAAGAAGAGAGUCGGAAUCUAUUUGACCUCCGAGCUAUUAGCUUAAAGCUCGAUAAAAACAAAUUCUUUCAAAAGCUCAGGCUGAAUGGAGACCAUGACGCUGUAAUAAACUGAUACAAGAAGUUAACUUAUUCCCGAGUAGACCAGCGAGAUAAGGAGGUAGUAAAAUUCGGCACACAUGGAAGUUACUUCUAUAUCAUUUUGAAAGGAAUCGUCUCUGUGUAUGUGCCUAACUCUUGAAAUGUCCAGCUGAAUAUUAUUGAGUAUUACAAACUUCUGAGCGAGUACUCAGACAUGAUCCUCUCCAUCGAUGGUGAAGAGACAUGGAACCUCCCGGUAAUCUCAAACCAUCUCAAGGAGAAUGCUGAGUCUAUGAGCUUGGGUAGGAUAGUUGCUAAACUGGAUCGAAACGAGAAGCUGCUCGUUGAAAAUCCCGAUCUGUCCCAGACGCCUCUCAACAAAAGUUUGAAGAAUAAGAGUAAGGCGUACAAUUUCCAAAACCUAGCCAUUAUGAAUAACAUGAAUUCAAAAAUAAAAUCUACAGUAGAGGGGAAAACACUAAAGAUAGAGAACUACAACAUCAAAUAUUUGAAGAAAGCCUGUGAACUCAAAGAGGGAGAUAGUUUUGGAGACCUCUCCUUGAUCUACAACAAGCCCAGGCUUGCUACCAUCAAGACAGUGACUCCUGUAGAAUUCGCUCUACUGAGUAAAGAGCAGUACGAUUCGACUUUAAAAGCCCUAGAACAACAGAAGAUUGACAAGAAGAUAGAAGAACUUGACUGAAUUGCCUUCUUCAAAGAGUAUUCUAGAGCUUUCAAGUCAAGGCUAUUAUACGCUGUGGAUAUCUGCGAUUUCCACAAGGGCCAAGUAGUCUUCAAAGAAGGCAUGAAAGAUAACAAGAUAUACUUCAUCAUCAAAGGCGAAUUCGAAGUAUCUAAAUAACAUCACUGUGCAUUCAGACCCAAGAUUGCCCCUGUUUGAGUAUAAGCUGCUUGAACCUGACACAGAAGCGAAGAAGAAGCAUUACCAGUUCUUCACAGAGAAUGUAAACCUCGUAGCUGGAGUAAACUCUAGAGAGAUCGAUGAAGUCAGGAGAUUCAUGGAUAAAAGGACCAACAGGAAUCUGGUCGUCAGAAGAGUCUCAGAUAGAGACACCCUUGGUCUUGAGGAGGUCCUCAUGAAGAGCCCAGAGAGAUUCCUGAAUGCUAAAUGAAUUAGUAAGAAAGCUCGGAUUAUCUCUAUUGAGGGAGAAGCUCUGUUUACUAAAAUCAAAAGACCAGAUAUUAUAGAAAUGCUUGAAGAUAUUAAUAUGAAAAAGCUCCAGAUGCUCUCGAAAAGCCUUGAGACAUUCAUAAAUCAUUUGAAAGAGAGAAAGGAAACUCAAAGGCAUGAUCAAAUAAUGGAUAGACUGGAGUAUUUAGAGCCAAUGAUGACAGAUAUAUACCUUCAAAACGACAAAUAAAUUAGAGGCUCAUCAUAUUCAGACUCUAACUAAGAAGUCUAUAGCACUUAAAAGAUCUAAGUUAUCCACUCCUUUAGCACUGACCAGUCCUCAGAAUCCUUUCCAGAAUUCAUUCCUUAAGUCAACACGUUCCUCAGCAGGGCAAGUUAGCAAGAUCAAAAAUUCAAAAUCUAAAAAGCCCAAAGCAGCUGGCAGUGCCACCAGCCGUUCUUGUAUGCCAAACUGGCAUAAAAGAGCUAACUCUACCGCUAAUUUUAGCACUAUGAACCAACCAACAAUCACCAAGAAGCCUCAAAAGAGCAAUAGCAGGAGCAAAUUAUCUAAAAGAUCUACUAACCGCAAGAAAAUCGUCGUCAAGCCUAUUGAGAAAUGGGAUUAUACUGAAGUCUUCAAAAACUGGGAUAAACAAGGCAUUGACCCAAUUGAGCCAACUUCAGAGUUAGAAAUUCAUUCAGCUCGUAUCGUAAACAUUGACAAUGAAGUGUCCAUGUUCAACGAUAACAGUCACUUCAAGAAGAAGGUUGACAAGAUGCAGCCAUACCUUGGAGGCCAUAAAGAAGAUGAAUACAAGCGCCUCUGCAGGAUUUAUAAAGAUGAACUUGAGAAGGAAGACCAUCUCCAGAAAUGCAGCCUGAUCAGGAACAAGUACCCUACCCUCCUUGAAAAGAAGAAGCAUCGGACUGUGAGCAACAUCAAGUUUGGAAAGAAGAGCAAGAUUAGAAAAUAAGAAGAACCCAAAGGGAUGUUACAGACCAACCAGUGCCUUGACCUCUAUUCCUAAGCAGCAUCAAGAGUUUAUGACUGAAGGCCAAAAAUUAGAAAUCUCCCAACUCUCUUUAAAAAGCUCUGGACUAAAGCCGACAAGUUCUUCAAGAGGAACUCUGACACAGAAGAGGAAUUCCUGCUUCGCCACUACCAAUCACUCCAAAAAGGAGUCGCCUGACAGCUCGAUAAAGAAACUUAAUGAGAAGUAUACACUGCAUAGUAUAUUCCAGAGCGACAUUGAGAGAAUAGUUGACAAUAAUAACAUCGAAAGAAUCUCUAUUGCUAAAAGAAGCUUAAUCCGACCCAGAAGUAGCCUGAGUCAGAGAACCAUGGUGAGGCAGAGAAAGACAUAUGAGGUGUCCAAGAACCAUCUCAAUCCUGUUGUGAAGCCGAAGUUAGUCAAGAAGACUGAGUUCCUCAGUAUCGACUAUAAGAAGAAUAAGAUACACCAAAUGUCUUCGAAUAAUUUCUUAUAAAAUUCAAAUCGCCUUUUAU